UGACGACCACCCGGAUUCACUAAUGGAAUAAGGGGAAAACCCCAAGAUUUUCACUCAAGUUCGAAAGUUUUUUAUUUGGAAAACUUAAGUAUGGCAGCAGCGUGCCGUUUCACUAAGGGCACCCGUUAAUUUUCACCGAAACAAAUUCCACAGAACAUGCGAUUCUCGUCACUUUACCCACAUCCAAAACAAUUUCAACCCAGUCAUGCGAUUCUCUUGAUCUGCCGUCGAAACCCUAGAUUUUGUUUUUACCCUAUUCGAAUCACAAAAUCCCAAAUCCAGAUUCGAGAACAUAAAUUCAUUCCUCUAUCAAGAGAUUUAACCAUGGAAAGGCUGCGCAUAUGACGGAAAGAUCAUGCAUUUGGGAAGGAACAACUGUUUGCAGAAGGUGAUUAUGAUCAAAUAUUCUCCACUUCUCAAUUUGGGUUCUAGGAUUUGGUGAGAGCCUGUCGUUGGUUAGAUUGUGAUUUCAAACAUAUAUUUGAAUUCUCUCCAAUGGAUAAAACGUGCGAAGAGAUUUUAUCUCCUUCUCGGCCCAAGUGGCGUAAAGUUGCGUAUGGAGGAAUGCAACCUGGGUACGACGACAACUACACAGAUGAAUCGUUCCUCGAAGGUAUGGUCAUGAACGCCAAUGUCGUAAAACGUGACUUGGUUAAAGUUAUGAAAGACUCGAUUUCCAUAUCUCAAUAUCUAUGUAUUGUCUCUCUUGUAGUUUGUGUUUGGACCUAUACACUAGAAUCCAACAUUAGCGAGGCUUCUUUGUUGGUCCUUGACGUGGGUCUCUUAGGAUCAGGAUUUCUAGUUCUUCUCUUAACUGCUAAAAAACUCUCCAUUCGCCUUCUCUGUAAUUAUCUUCUCAACAUUUCCUUCUUCAUUAGCGGAUUAUACAUAUUAGCUCCUAUCUACCACACACUCACCAGGUCAAUCAGUUCUGACUCGAUUUGGGCACUUACGGCUUCACUUCUUGUACUACAUCUCUUCUUGCACGACUACGCAGGAUCCACAAUUAGACCACCAGGGGCACUUACUAAUCCGACAUUGACAAGCAACAUCUCUUUAAAUGCUUCUAUUGUGGCUUCCGUACUAAUUGCCUCUCGUCUUCCAUCAAGACUACAAGUGUUUGCAAUUGUUCUGUUCUCCUUGCAGGUUUUCCUCUUUGCCCCACUCAUCACAUAUUGCAUCAAGAAGUACUCUUUUGUUCUUCACCUGUUGUUCUCAUUUGGCUUAAUGGUAGUCACCUUAGGGUUCGUAUUCACGUUGCACCGUCUGUUAUUUGUACUACUGUUGAGUCUGUUGGUGUUUGUCACAGUUAUUUGUCCAUAUUGGCUUAUAAAAAUUCAGGAAUACAAAUUUGAGAUCAAUGGUCCUUGGGAUGAAGCUAAACUUUGCUUUGAUAUAACUGAGUAACCACCAGCUACUCUCGUCGCCUUUGGAUAGAACUCGGAUAACUGACAUGUAAAUCAGUUCAAGAUAUCUUGUACUCACGUUUCUGUUAAGUUUCUCAUUUGUAAAUUUCUAUCAGGAGAUUGAUUAAAUAUGAAAGAGAAAUGAUAUAAUUAGUUCUAAGAGUUCCAAUAUUCCAUUAUUUUUUCUGUAGCU
Papaver somniferum (opium poppy) is the source of this 1599-nucleotide messenger RNA. RefSeq names its product phosphatidylinositol N-acetylglucosaminyltransferase subunit C-like. Gene Ontology annotation, cellular component: glycosylphosphatidylinositol-N-acetylglucosaminyltransferase (GPI-GnT) complex; membrane. Bases 496 to 1407 code for a protein of 303 amino acids. The record is from RefSeq and is a predicted model, not a curated record. The transcript has 2 exons. Lineage: Eukaryota; Viridiplantae; Streptophyta; Magnoliopsida; Ranunculales; Papaveraceae. Gene Ontology annotation, biological process: GPI anchor biosynthetic process.